Molecule: messenger RNA, 1819 nt
Organism: Musa acuminata AAA Group (dessert banana)
Lineage: Eukaryota; Viridiplantae; Streptophyta; Magnoliopsida; Zingiberales; Musaceae
Product: U-box domain-containing protein 4-like
Exons: 2
Coding region: 153-1463 (436 amino acids)
Molecular function (GO): protein binding
Source: RefSeq, a predicted model, not a curated record
CUCCCACUUACCAUUGCGGACCUCCUUCGGCCUCCUUUCUCCCAUGGCUUCUUCUACUUCGCCUUCGAGUUACCAUCCCAUUCCCCUCUAAUCUUUCUCUCCGCUUUGCGCUCUCUUGAUCGGUGUAAGAUACUGAAGAUUGUGCCUUUGCCAUGGUCUCGCUCGCUGACUCCCAGUGCGGGAGGGCUCCGCGCUACCACCAUGGCCGAUCCAUGCGCACGGUGCGCUCCUACCUCUUCCACCACCGUCCCUCCACCGGUGCCCCGCCCGCCCUGGCCCCCUCCUCCUCCGCCGCCGUCUCUGAGAACCUGACCGACUCCGUCGUCGACUUCAAGCUCCGGGAGCUCGCGGUCGGGGUAGGGUCCUCCGUCGCUGAGCCUGCCGCCUCCACCGAGGAGCUUCUCGAGAUCUCUCGGGAGUUCUCGGACUGCUCUAGCUUUGGCUCCGACAUCUCCGGCGAGCUCCAGAGGUUGGCCUCCCUCCCCAGAUCCGAGGCGCCGCGGAGCACUGCGUCGCCGGAGAUCGAUGGCAUCGAGGCGCUGGGGGGAACAGGAAUCGGCUCGUCGUCCGAGAUCUUGGAGAGCGCGUCGCUGGAUGGCGUGGAGCCGGUGGUGCGCGCGUGCGUGGAAGGCCUGGGGUCGCCGUCGGCGGAGGCGAAGCGCGUGGCGGCGUCGAAGAUCCGGCUCCUGGCGAAGCACCGGUCCGACUUCCGGGCGCUCAUAGGGGCGUCGGGGGCGAUCCCGGCGCUGGUUCCACUGCUGCGUAGCACGGAUCCGGCGGCGCAAGAGAGCGCGGCGACGGCGCUGCUGAACCUCUCGCUGGAGGAGGUCAACAAGGUCCGGAUCGCGGCGGCAGGCGCGAUCAAACCGCUGGUCUACGCAAUGCGGACUGGGACGGCGGCCGCGAAGCAGAACGCGGCGUGUGCGCUGCUGAGCCUGUCGAUGAUCGAGGAGAACCGGGCAACGAUCGGGGCCUGCGGGGCGAUCCCGCCGCUGGUGGCGCUUCUAGUGGGUGGGUCGAGCCGGGGCAAGAAGGACGCUCUCACCACGCUCUACAAGCUGUGCUCCACGCGGCGGAACAAGGAGCGAGCGGUGAGCGCAGGGGCUGCGGUGCCGCUGGUGGGCAUGGUGGGGGAGCCCGGCGGGGGCACGGCCGAGAAGGCGAUGGUGGUGCUGGGAAGCCUGGCGGCCAUCCCGGAGGGCCGUGAGGCGAUCGUGGAGGCCGGCGGCAUCCCGACACUUGUCGAGGCGAUCGAGGCCGGCCCGGCGAGGGGGAGGGAGUUCGCCGUGCACGCCCUGCUCCUGCUCUGCGCCGACAGCCCCCGGAACCGCGGCCUUCUCGUCCGCGAGGGCGCCAUCCCACCGCUCGUCGCCCUCUCGCAGUGCGGCUCCGCCCGAGCCAAGCUCAAGGCGGAGACGCUUCUCGGCUACUUGCGCGAGCAGCGGCAGGACAUGGCGAGGUAAUCUCUCGCUUGCUGACAAUGGUAAAACCGUAAAUAAUGGGCCACGCUGUCACCUUAAAGUGGCUGGUUUUGUGUGCGCUGUUUGGUACUAAUCACUGUCGACUGACCUGUUCUGAAAUGAUUAAUUAUAUUGGGUAGGGAAUAGCAGUAGAUCUGUAAAGAGUUGUGGUGGGUGAUGCCACCAUACUCUGUCAUCUGAUCUUGGUGUGAGGGUUUGAGGAAGGGAAAGGAGAGGAUUUGGGUUAUAAGACUCUGGUUUUUUUGUUUGGGUUUGUCAUCCAAAUUCUGCUGCUGCUUAAAAUUGCUGUGUGUUGGGUAUGUAAGACUUUGUUGAAUGAUGAUGCUUGUUUUAUCUCA